CGUAGCCGAGGCUCCCCCACUACCUCCGCCAGCAACCUGUUGGUGACCAUGGCAGACACUCAGGAAGGACCUGAGAUGCGAACAACGGUUCAGCCAGUCGGUGAGUGAAGUACAACGGUGUCGGACGUGCACGUGGAGCGCUGUUGCGUCUUGGAUAUGAAAACUUCAAGAAGUGCUUGAAGGUCUGAUAGAACAUACCGCUACAACUAACUACGAGGAGUAACAGUUCCAUCCUGGAUUUUUCGGUGUAUGUGAUAGUGAAAAAAGGUUUUAUAGAAUAUGGUAAAUUCUUCGUUCGCCUAUAAGUGUUAUUUUAUUUAUUUCAAUGUUUCCGAAUGAUUGUCAAACGAAUGUUAUGAACCAACAGUACUGUGAAAAUGACCUUAUAUUUACGGUGACCUAACUCAGUGCAAAAGUUGUACUCGUAUAUUUCGUAAACUGUUCACUCUGUUGCACGUAGUUUCUUUCUAGGAAGACCGUGUCUUCACACCAAUGUCUUCGUGCACAGUGUUCGGACAAACCAAUGUUCUAGGUCGAUAUUGUUGUGGUUAAGAAGAAUCCGUGUGAUUUGCCUGCACACAUCAAGUGAUUUUUUUUCGAGCAUUCUUGUGGAAUAAACCUUACAAAGGCACAGCAAGAUGCCGAAGAUAUUUUUGAUCAAGAACCGACUUCAUCUGCAACAGCAGCGGCUGCUGGAAUCUCAGAAGCGCUCCGAGGAUGCCCUCACGCCGCCCGGCUCGCCCCUUUCCGAUUGCCAGCCUCUGCCGCUGAUCGUCAAUAGAACUGCAGAUCGUGCCCAAUGCAAACAAGAUGAAGAACGUUUCUUUCCUCGGCCACUCACUCCUGAUAGCAACAGAUCUGCUUCACCAGCAAGUCCAAAUACCAAAGUAAAUCCAGUUGCUGAGAUUGUUCCCAACAGUACAACACCUAGGCGUUUCACUUCUUCAAUCUGUGGAGGUGAUGCACCAUAUGGAAGCCGAGGACACAUUUUGACACGAGCAGAGAGGAAAGAGUAUCUGCCUUCGGUCAAUGGUUCUCUUACUCCCCCGCCACCACCUGCUCCACCUCUGCCCUCUUCUUCUCCGACACCAACCAAACCACGCUGUCAACAAGUUUCUGUAAUUCAAAGAACACCAUCUGUGCAGUCCACUUCAGUGAAACCUGAAAAAGAUGAAGACAGUAAGGAAGAAGAUGUUUCCAUGGUUAUACAAGAACCUGAGCAGGAAGCACCCAUUGAUUAUCAUAUACCAAAGAAAGAUGGAGAUAAACAACAGUGUGACAAAGAUGAAAAAGAGAGAGAAAUCAGGAGAAACUUGACUCUGCGAAUUGCAAGUAACAUGAAAUGGGGCUUACUUCCACCCCUAAUUUUGGGUCGACAUUUGAACAGCAGUAACAAUGUUACACCAAGAUCAGCUGCUGCAGGACAUGGUCACAGCAACAGAAGUAGUGGAGGGAACUCGGGAGGGGGAGGGCAUCAAGGAGGGAGUGGCAAUCACAGUUCAUCAUCAAUGCCUUAUAGUGGAGGCGGUGGUACACUAGGUGGUGGCGGUAGUGGUGGCGGUGGUGGAGGCAUGUUAGGAGGGGGAGGAGGAGGUAGCCCAGGGGGUGGUGGGUCAAUGAAUCCUGGAGGAGGAGGUAGAGGCUCGAAUAUUUAUGGACCAAGUAGCCCUCCUACUGGAUCUCUGCCACCAUUCUACGAAACUUUAAAGGGUGGUGGUUUAGGUGCAUUCAAUAGCAAUCAACAUUACAUAUCAAAUGGGAACAAUAAUUAUUCUGUGAUGUCAGCUCCUCUUCCUAUGGAGUGUGACACUGGACAGGACCAAGGUCAAGGGCUUGGUUACGGUGGUGGAGGAACUUCACAGCAGAAACAGUAUUCGUUACUUCAGAAUGUUUGUGAAUCUUAUGGACUUGUUACAAUGAAAGAAGAGGAUGACUUGAGUGAAUUUGUCCCCAAAAUGAGCCCAGAUUCUAGAGAUACAUUGCCACCUGUCCAUCUUGUGGGUGGAAGUGGCAAUUUGAGUUCCUCCCUUUUAGGAAGUGUUGGGUCUGGUUAUAUUUCAGGAGGAAGUCAGUAUGAUGUUGGGGACAAUAUGGUUGUUGAUAUUGUAUCAGGAGCUGUAGUGGAUCCACUUCAGUUUACAGCAACAUUGACCUUCUCCAGUCCUGCUGACCAUAAUGCUUUAAUGGAAAGUUUGACUGAUGACUUUUUUCUCCAAAGAAUGUCUCCAGAAGGAGAUAUGGACAAUAAUAACAACAGUGAUACAGAUCAUAACUUACUUUCUCAGGCAGGACAACAGGAUGAGUCACACAUCAGUGCCAGUCCAACGCUUCAACAACGACAAGAUCAGAAUAUACCUCCACCAAUAGAGCCAGCAGUUGAUCCGUUCCCUGAACAUUGUCAAAAUGUUCUAGGUUUAUCCCGCAACUUUGACACAUCUAGGAAUUUUGUGGCACCAACACACUUUACAAAAUCAGUAUUUUUGAAUAACAAUCAAGAUGGAUCCAGUAGUUAUCACACCUUGCCAAAAGAAAGGCCUGAAUUGGCUCUACAUAUUUCCUCUUCUAACUCACAACAACAAAUUCCAUCCCCACAAGAACAAGAUCAACCUCAUAUGCAACAGUUGCAAGUUCAGGUGCAAAUGCAACAACAGCAAAAUCAGCAACCAUUACUUUCUCCAGGGUUGUCUUUCACAGGCAGUGGACUGGAUUUAGAUUCUCCAACAUCCAUGUCUUUGCCAUCUCCUGGAGGUGCCAGCUGUAGUUUAGAUGGCAAUGGACCAGGGUCUGGAGCCAGCUCAGGUGGUGCUUCUGCCCCAAGCUCCCUCUCUCCAUCAGCUUCCUCUGCACCAGCUGCAGCCUCUGUAGGCAGCCGGAGGGAUUCUUCAGACAUUAGCAACAUUCCAUCACUUCAAGUGCGAGUGAACAUUCUGCAACAACGAUUGGGCUUGCCCGGAGAUGUUGCUUUAGAAUUUGUGAAUGGUGGUCAUGGAAUCAAGAAUCCUCUUGCAAACCAUGACCUUGGGCCUGGGCAUGCUCGUAAUCGCACCAAUGAAGCUGAGAAACUGCCUGCUCCUACCGCAUCUGAUGACCCGUCACGAUUUGUCUGCAGAAUCUGUUCGAAGACCUUCAGUUUGCAAAGACUAUUGAACAGACACAUGAAGUGUCACAGUGAUGUGAAACGUUAUUUGUGCACAUUCUGUGGCAAGGGUUUCAACGAUACUUUUGAUCUGAAAAGACACACUCGAACACACACAGGUGUGCGUCCCUAUAAAUGUAAUUUAUGUGAAAAAUCAUUUACCCAGCGUUGUUCACUUGAAUCUCAUUGCUUGAAAGUACAUGGUGUUCAGCAUCAAUAUGCCUACAAGGAACGCAGAACCAAGAUGUACGUUUGUGAAGAAUGCGGGCACACAACAAAUGAACCAGAGGUUCAUUACAUGCAUUUGAAAGAUAAUCAUCCAUACAGCCCAGCACUCUUGAAGUUUUACGAUAAGCGACAUUUCAAGUUCACUAAUUCCAACUUUGCCAAUAUGCUCUUGCAGGUGCUUUGUGCUCUGGUUGAUGGUACUUCGGGAGUAUCAGGAGAGAUUAAAGGGCAUGACCAAGCAGAACUUGUAGCUACACAAUAUUGCAAGAGUUAUAGUAGAGACUUGGCAACAUUUAUAGUUAACUAG
This is a messenger RNA of Gryllus bimaculatus (two-spotted cricket), 3671 nucleotides long. Lineage: Eukaryota; Metazoa; Arthropoda; Insecta; Orthoptera; Gryllidae. The record is from the annotation of a GenBank genome assembly.